This is a messenger RNA of Uranotaenia lowii, 1825 nucleotides long. RefSeq names its product elongator complex protein 3-like. Lineage: Eukaryota; Metazoa; Arthropoda; Insecta; Diptera; Culicidae. Gene Ontology annotation, biological process: tRNA wobble base 5-methoxycarbonylmethyl-2-thiouridinylation. The record is from RefSeq and is a predicted model, not a curated record. The transcript is spliced from 3 exons. Gene Ontology annotation, molecular function: iron-sulfur cluster binding; acyltransferase activity, transferring groups other than amino-acyl groups. The coding region runs from base 107 to 1756 and encodes 549 amino acids. Gene Ontology annotation, cellular component: elongator holoenzyme complex; cytoplasm; nucleus.
GUAGCGUGUGAUAAAAACAAAACGUGUUUUGGGUUUGCCUGCGUAAUUUCACAAUUUUUGAAUUUCGCUGCUAAAUUUCCCUAAAAAACUGUAAAAAUAUACUUCAAUGACGAAGAAAAAGCCUCUUGGAGCCGGCUUGAGUCGUGAGGAGCGGAUGCUGAUAGUGGUGGGUGAAAUCAUCCAGGAACUGCUGAAAGCCCAUCACGAUGGAAAAGAUGUGAACCUGAACCGGCUGAAGACUCGGCUUGCUUCGAACUAUGGUCUUUCGAGUGCUCCUCGGCUUGUGGACAUUAUUGCCGCAGUUCCACAUGAAGUUAAACCGAUCCUGCUUCCCAAGCUGAAAGCGAAACCAAUCCGAACGGCUAGUGGGAUUGCGGUGGUGGCCGUGAUGUGUAAGCCUCAUCGUUGUCCGCACAUCAACAUGACCGGCAACAUAUGUGUGUACUGUCCCGGCGGGCCGGACAGUGACUUUGAGUAUUCCACUCAGAGCUACACCGGAUACGAGCCGACCUCGAUGAGGGCUAUCCGGGCCAGGUACAAUCCUUUUCUACAAACUCGGCAUCGUGUUGAGCAGCUCAAACAGCUGGGCCACUCGGUUGACAAGGUAGAGUUCAUCGUUAUGGGGGGAACUUUCAUGUGCCUCCCAGAGGACUAUCGAGACUAUUUCAUAAGGAAUUUGCACGACGCCUUGUCCGGUCAUACCAGUUCCAGCGUGGAGGAAGCCGUUCGAUAUUCGGAAAAGUCUCAUACCAAAUGCAUUGGUAUUACGAUUGAAACACGUCCGGAUUAUUGCUUAAAGAGGCAUCUGUCGGAUUUGCUAGCUUAUGGUUGUACCCGUUUGGAAAUAGGAGUGCAAUCUGUUUACGAAGACGUUGCUCGAGACACCAACAGAGGACACACAGUCAAAGCGACUUGCGAAAGCUUUCAGAUGUCCAAGGACGCCGGCUUCAAAGUAGUUUCCCACAUGAUGCCGGAUUUGCCAAAUGUUGAUAUCGAACGAGACAUUGAACAGUUCAUAGAAUUUUUUGAAAAUCCCGAUUUCCGUGCCGACGGUUUAAAAAUCUACCCAACUCUGGUUAUUCGAGGUACCGGUCUAUACGAGCUGUGGAAAACCGGUCGUUACAAGAGCUACCCUCCAUCGACUCUAGUGGAUUUGGUUGCUAAAAUAUUGGCGCUAGUUCCCCCUUGGACCCGAGUUUAUCGGGUACAGCGAGACAUCCCGAUGCCACUGGUCAGCUCCGGCGUCGAACACGGCAAUCUGCGAGAGCUAGCUCUGGCUCGAAUGAAAGACCUCGGAACAGAUUGCCGAGAUGUUCGAACCCGCGAAGUCGGUAUCCAGGAAAUUCACAACAAAGUUAGACCGUACGAGGUCGAACUAAUUCGUAGGGACUACGUGGCAAAUGGUGGCUGGGAGACGUUCCUGUCCUACGAGGAUCCCAAACAGGACAUUCUGAUUGGAUUGCUUCGGCUGCGCAAAUGUUCACCGGACACUUUCCGCCCGGAGCUCGUUGAUCAGUGUUCGAUCGUGCGGGAGCUACACGUUUAUGGAUCGGUUGUUCCGGUCAAUGCACGGGAUCCCACCAAGUUCCAGCAUCAGGGGUUCGGAAUGCUGCUGAUGGAGGAAGCCGAACGUAUUACCCGGGAGGAACAUGGAAACAAAAAGUUGGCCGUCAUAUCUGGCAUUGGAACGCGGAACUACUACCGCAAGAUGGGAUACGAGCUUGAUGGUCCUUACAUGUCUAAAAUGUUGGUCUAAGACAUUUUCAUAAGGUGAGUUAUUUUUAUUUUCUUCUUUUGCUGAAUAAAUAAUUUUAUAAAGCAUUCA